This is a messenger RNA of Mya arenaria, 5725 nucleotides long. RefSeq names its product glutamate [NMDA] receptor subunit 1-like. Gene Ontology annotation, molecular function: NMDA glutamate receptor activity. Gene Ontology annotation, biological process: ionotropic glutamate receptor signaling pathway; regulation of membrane potential; chemical synaptic transmission. The coding region runs from base 295 to 2979 and encodes 894 amino acids. The record is from RefSeq and is a predicted model, not a curated record. The transcript has 17 exons. Gene Ontology annotation, cellular component: plasma membrane; NMDA selective glutamate receptor complex; neuron projection. Lineage: Eukaryota; Metazoa; Mollusca; Bivalvia; Myida; Myidae.
ACAAAAAGUUUAUAAGUAAAUGCUUGCAACGGGAGAAAGCAUCCGAUAUAAUAGAAAGAAUGAUAGUAUAAUGUAACCGAGUUUUAGCAUUUUUCACGAUUAGAAAUAAAACCAAUUAUGAUAAUUUACACCGGAUACAGAGGCUGAGGCGAGAUGAAAUUAUUGUAAAUUUCGCAGAAAGCAAACUUCAAAAAGAAGGCAUUAGAAAAUGUGGAGUUGACAAACUGUAUUGAUGCCUGAGUGAACCAGCCACUGUCUUAUAUCAGAAAUUGAAGGAAUUAUAUAAUUUUAAAGAUGGAAACAACUAUAUUGGCAAGAAUGUGUUGGAAAAUACUCAUCCUUUUAUCUCUAACGACCGCCUUAAAAGCAGAAAACAUUCACAUUGGAGCUGUAGUGAGCAGCCCUGAAAAUGUGGAUGUGCUCAGAAACUAUGUAUACAAAGCAAACUCCCGGUUGGAUGUCAAGUCAGUAGGACUCACAUUCAAUGCCACCGCUCAACUUAUGGAUGCCAACCCUAUACGCUCAGCCUUGUCUGUGUGUGAUGAUAUCAUAUCAAAGCGUGUCCAUGUGAUAAUUGUGAGCCAUCCGCCAGGAAGCGACCAGUCUCCCAUCUCUGUGUCCUAUACCUGCGGAUACUACGGCAUUCCACUCAUUGGAAUCUAUGCAAGGGACAGUGCAUUCACUGAUAAGAAUGUACACCCGACGUUUAUGCGGACAGUUCCACCCUACUUCCAGCAGGCGUCGGUAUGGAUUGAUCUCCUGCAGCACUUUGGCUGGCGUCAGGUCAUCUUUAUACACGGAAUGGAUGAGGAGGGACGUGCAAUUCUAAGUCGCUUUCAAGCUCUUGCUGAACAGGAGGAAAUCAAGAUAGAGAAGACGAUCAAGUUUUCUGUGGGGAUCUCCAACUUCUCGGAGCUGCUAGAGGACCUUCACAGUGCACAGUCGAGGAUCAUUCUCUUCUCAGCGGGGAGGGAGGAUGCCCAGGUGCUGUUCCAGAAUGCUGCGGAGAUGAAGCUGACAACUGGCUCUGACUUUGUGUGGAUUGUCUCUGAGGAGGCCAUGAGGGCAGAUAACGUCCCCAUUGGUGCAGUUGGUCUUGAGUUGAUUAAUGGCUCCAAUGAGUCAGCUAAUCUGGAGGACAGUGUGAGGCUGGUUGUGGACACGGCGGUGGACCUGUUCUCUGUGGGAAACCUCACCACCAUCACCAACACACCAGACUCCUGCUCCACCCCCAUGACAGACAAGUGGCAGGAUGGCAUGCUCUUCCUCAAGCAGAUGAAGCGUAUGACAGUGGAGGGUCAGACAGGACGACUCCAGUUCACAGAGGAGGGGGACCGCCUCAACCCCAUCUACUACAUCAAGAAUAAGCAGCCCGGGGUCAUCGAGAAGGUGGGCUUCCAUGGGCGGCGGGGCGCAGAGGGACAGAACCUUAACUUUGCUAAGGACCAGCCCAUUGUUUGGCCCAGUGGCUCUACUGAUAAGCCAGAUGGCUUGAAAAUCUCAACCCAUCUAGAGGUGGUGACUAUAGAGGCGAAACCGUUUGUGUACAAGUGGCCAAUCUACACUGCCAGUGACGAGCUCAAGUGUGCUCAGGAGAAGGGAGUUAACUGUACAUUUAGCAAUGAAACAACAGGUGAGGUGAGCCAUCAUUGUUGCUUUGGGUACUGUAUCGACAUGCUGAACAUGUUGUCCGAGAAGGUCAAGUUCACCUUCAAGCUACAUCUGAGUGCUGACAACGCCUUCGGAUCGUUCAAGCGAGUGGGUAACAGCACACGGAAGGAGUGGACAGGAAUGGUGGGGGAGCUCGUGCGGGAGGAGGGCGUGACUUCUGACCUCGUUGUCGCCCCCCUCACCAUCAACCCAGAGAGGGCUGCCGUCAUUGACUUCUCUAAGCCGUUUAAGUACCAGGGACUCACCAUCCUUGUGAAAAAAGAGCAGAAAGACUCGAGCCUGGCGUCCUUUCUGCAGCCAUUCACUAACACACUGUGGAUCCUAGUGGCGCUGUCUGUACAUGUGGUGGCCCUCGUUCUCUACCUCCUAGACAGGUUCAGCCCGUUUGGCCGGUUCAAGCUUGCUAAGAAUGAUGACACGGAGGAAGACGCCCUCAACAUGUCCUCCGCCAUGUGGUUUGCCUGGGGCGUCCUCCUCAACAGCGGCAUUGGUGAAGGUACCCCCCGGAGUUUCAGUGCACGUGUACUGGGAAUGGUGUGGGCCGGGUUUGCCAUGAUCAUCGUAGCCUCCUACACUGCCAACUUGGCUGCCUUCCUCGUGCUUGACCGCCCUGAUGCCUCCAUCUCUGGCAUUGACGACUCAAGGCUUCGAAACCCGAAUGAGAAUUUCCGUUAUGCGACAGUGAAGGACAGCGCAGUGGAGAUGUACUUCAAGCGCCAGGUGGAGCUCUCCACCAUGUACAGAAAGAUGGAGAAGUUUAACUACAAGAAUGCUGAUGAUGCCAUCAAGGAUGUGAAGAAAGGUGUGGAGCUGCAGGCGUUUAUCUGGGACUCUUCCCGACUAGAGUACGAGGAUGCGAAGGAUUGUGACCUAGUGGUGGCGGGUGAGCUGUUUGGGCGGUCUGGACUGGGGGUGGGGUUGAGGAAGGGCUCCCCAUGGACCCACCUCAUCUCCCUUGCCAUCCUGGAGUUACACGAGGGUGGCCAGAUGGAGAAACUGGACAACAAAUGGAUCCUGAUUGAGAGUACAGAGUGUCCGGAGCGAGACCACACACCAGCCACGCUGGGGCUCACUAAUAUGGCAGGAGUGUUUAUGAUGGUGGCAGGGGGCAUUGUGGCCGGGGUGUUCCUCAUAUUUGUGGAGAUCCUGUACAAGCGACACCGCGGCCUCAAGGAGAAAGAGCUAGAACUGGCCAGGAAUGCUGCGGACCGCUGGCGUGGAAACAUCGCUAAGAAGAAGCAGUUACGAGAAUCAUGGAGCUUUCUGCGGGCACUUAAGGGCUCCCAGCCCAGCAGCAGCACUCCUUGAUGUUGUCAUCACCAUGUAGUACUGUUGUCUUCCAGAUAGUGUUGUGUUUUCCAGAUCUCAAUGUUGUGCCAAUUAUUUCAUCUCUGCUUUCUAUCAUUUUGUUAUUAUGUAUUCUAUAGGACCAUGUAUUCAUGUGAUGCCAUGAACUUAAAACGGUCGUGAGCAUUCAAUUACCUCAAGAAAAGCUGUUGGCCAUUACUUGGGUUAUUCAUAGUAUUUACAUGGAACGCAUCUUCAAGUUGGCAAUGAUACUAUGUAUAUGGUACAUAUAUAUAUGACUUACACAAGGCAAGAUCUCUUACUAUGAUUUACAUAUUUGUUAAGUUAUGCCUCUUGAAAAACUGGAAUAAACAGACUUGUGUUGACAGCGAACUAUAAAGAAAAGGUACCACCCAGAAAGGAAAUUCUUAAUUUAAAACAAAGUUUUGGUGGGGAUAUGGGAUUGAACUUGUUGGUCGAAGGGUGUUCUGUCCAGACGAUAAAUCAUAAAAGGCUCGAAUGAAUUUAAUAAUUUUGGGUUGUUAUGUUUAUCACCAUAAAAUAAAGGUAAAGUUUUACUUAAGUUUACAUACCACCAAUUAUCAAGACAGUAAUGGCACCUUUUCAUCUUAGAAAUUGCCAAAAAUGUGAGUUCUGGAUAAUAACUGAUGGGUUGACGUAUUUAAUGAACUUUUGGUACACAUGUGAAGGACCAUAAAAUACAGACAAAGCUCAACUUCGGUUUUAAACUACCAAUUUUUGAGUUAUGGCCCCUUUUCCUGUCCAGACUGUAUUCAAAAAUACAGUUUAACCUUGACUUUCAAAAAAAGAAUUUGCCAUAAAUAUGUUGUCCGGGAAAUAACUUGUGAAAAGGUUGACAGAUUUAAUAAGUUUUUGGUACAUGUUUAACACCAUAAAAUACAGGUCAAUUUCAACAACAGACCACUUUGUUUAUACAGAAUUGUGUCCCCCUUUUAACUUAGCAUUUGCUAACUUCUGACAGGUACUUUGACUUUAAAUAUUAUUUGGUAUGAGGGUUAUGGCGAAUCUUUUUAAAGAAAUGGUUUACGAUUCCUGUGUCCAAUUUCACAUGUGGGGGUAUUUGUCACUGCCUUGACAGCUCUAGUUGUAAAAGAAAUAAUCUAACACAUGUAUUUUUAGCAUUUGAUAUUGUGAUUACUGUCUGCUAUAUCAUAUAAUAAAAUAAUUUAUGAUAUUUUUUCAAAAUAUGUUUUGUACAAUGUUGUUGAUAUGUGAGUCACAUUUAUAUCAUAAAAACUAUAUGCAUUUGUUAAUUUAUGUUUUGUUUCACGACAGGGUUGCCAUGCUUUUAAACUUGACGCUAUGCAGUAUUUUUUUCAAAAUUAUCACAUAUCAUUGACCCAUGCAUUUUAAUGUUUUAUACAGACUUGUUAUGUUAAAUAAUUUACAAACCAUUUUAAUAUUAUCCUGGGAGUCUCCUUGAUGUUUUGUACUUUUUCUAUUUUUUUCUUGAAUUUAACUCACCUGAGCACAAAGUUCUCAGCAUGAGCAUUUGUGAUAAGGUGAUUGUCUGACAAUCAACAUUUUUGAUUAAACAACUUCUUCUCCUAAACAACUUCUCCUAAACCACUGGAAAACGUUUCUGCCAAACUUCCUAGGGUGGUCCUCUUCCAUGUUACUUCAAUGAAAGUUGUAACACAUUCAUGUAGAACUCUGGUUUCCAUUGCAUCUGAAAGGAAAGUCUUUAAAAAAUCUUCUUCUCAGAAACUGCUGGCCUGAUUGCAAAAUAAACACACAGAAAUGUUCCUUAAGUGACCCUGUGUCAAAAUUCUACACCCCAUGUUGAUUCAUAAAAAACAUGGCGUCCAGCUACUUUUUCUUUACUUUUUUACGCCCAUUUAGGAAACGUGAUGAAAUACAGAUUGACCUUUAGUGUAUUGGCGGGUGGCAUCCAUUAUCCGAUGAAUAACUUUAGAACCCUGUGUCCUAUUGCAACCAAAUUUGGUCAGAUUGUGUAUGGACAUGGUUGAUAACCAGCAAUAUUGUUUUUAAUAGUCACUCCAGAGUAAUCACCCUUUAAUUAUAUCAAUUACCUAAAACAGGUUUUUUCCAAUCAGUUACUUUGAAGCCUUUGUCCAAUCAUCACCAAAUUCGGUCAGAGUGUAUAUGGUCAUAAUACCCUGGACGAGUUUUAUAACUAGCCACAUCGCUGUAGUCUACCGAGAGUUAUUGCCCUUCAAUUACAGAAAUGCCUAGAGCACCAUUUAAGUUAUACUCGCGAGAGUGAUAUAGGGUCAUCUUGGCCCUUUUGUUUCAAUUUCUUUGUCAUACUUGUUCUUGUCUAUUCAACAUGAUUUAUAUAUCUUUAUUUUGUUUCUCUUGUUUUUUGUAUUGUUGUAGCAAUAUAUUUAUUUCUUUAUUUUCACAUUUUAAUUGUGUUGUGAUCUUGUAUUUAAUUACUGUUCAAUAAAUUCAUACUUUUCUUUACAGAUUUAAUACAUGUUCAUAUACAUGUGUGUAUGUUAAUGUUUUUCGUCAUUUUGAAAGAUUGAAAUUAAUUAAGGUGAAAUAUUGAUUGAGAUGGACGAUAGACUCCUUUUUCCAUAUAAGAAUCUCAUUUUUCUAUGUGCAAUGUUUUCUCUGAAAUUGAUUGUUGUUGAUUUUAUCAAUCUACUGUGCAAUACAUUAUUCUGUUGUUGUUUUUGUGAACUGCUGAACUUGAUAUUUUAUUUAUAGAUUUUUCUGCUGACAGAAAAUGAAUAAAUCCAGUGGGUGUUGUAUUUUC